Molecule: messenger RNA, 1332 nt
Organism: Diatraea saccharalis (sugarcane borer)
Lineage: Eukaryota; Metazoa; Arthropoda; Insecta; Lepidoptera; Crambidae
Source: the annotation of a GenBank genome assembly
AUGGUAUUAUUGAAAAGUGAGUGGAAAGGAGAUCACAAGAUGCACUCACCAGACUUUGCUGAAGACGAUAAAAAAGUGGGGAGUGUUGUAAGUGAUGAAAGUGAAGUGAAAAGUGAUAAUGAAACGAAGGAGGUCGGUGAUGGUGAUGAGCCUACAAAAACAGUGAACCUAAGGGAGAACCGCCUGACCAGUAUCAUUGAUCAGCUACGGUGCCAGAAUAAGAUGAAAGGCAAUCCUCAGCAGGAAAAUGUCAACUUAACUUCAAUUAAUGGUGAAGGCGGCGGGGGUGGGGGCGCGGCGCGGCGGUGCGCGCGCGAUGCUGCGGCGUCGCCGGCGCACGCGCACGCGCCGACGCCGACGCCAGCGCCGCCCGCGCAACUGCAACAACACGUCAAGAGCGAGAGGCUCAGCCCACACGACUCUACUGCUUCCAGAUCCCGCAGCGUGACGCCGUCGACAUCGUCAUACCCGGGCACGCCGCCCGAGCGCGGCAGCCCGCACGCCCCGCCACAGCCUGCGCCCGCGCACCCUCCACGCAACUACUCAGACAUAAUGCGCUCACUAGCCGCACGGUACAAUUCCCAUCCUAACAACGACUAUUUCCACCGUAUGAAUGGGUUCGGCGUGGAGACUCGAGCGGCGGCGUCGCCGUCGACGCAGGCAGACGCUACCGACGCGCCUCUCGGCGGACUUUUUACAAAACUAGCAAAGCAACAAGGGGGUCCGCCGCGGCUACCCGCUUUCCCUGUCAUGCUGGACAUGAGCUCCACAAAGACUCUGUUGGCGAUAUCGCGAGUGGGUCGCGGAGGACGUUCACGACGCAAACGCGUCGGCGCCGGCGCACCAGAGCAUUCGCCGCUGGAUCUCUCUGCUGCAGGGGAAAGUGCAGCCAAACGGGCGAGACUCUCUGCGAGUCCGAGCACUAGGAGCGACAGUGAUGAACGAGAUAGAGUAUCAAAUGAUGAUCGGAGUGAGGCGAGAGGUGAUUGCCUCUGUGCGGAAGCGAGAGCUCGACUGUCAGCGUGGACAGUCGAUGACGUAUGUGACUUUGUCACCUCAAUCGAUAUUGCCUCUGAAUAUGCUUCGAAUUUCCGGGAGCAGAGAAUCGACGGUGCAGGGUUACCGCUACUCACUGAAGAACACUUAACAGGGAUGUUGCAAAUGAAGUUAGGGCCGGCGUUAAAACUCAAAGCUGUGCUAUCGAGACGCCUAGAGCCCUGUGCUCACUGUCAAGCCCUCAAUCCAGCCCCCGCCACCCCUGUACCAGGAACGCGGAUAAACGGCACUGCCCUCAAAUCUGAACCGAGGAGCAACACAACCAGUCCCAGUUAG